Messenger RNA from Chionomys nivalis (European snow vole), 2141 nucleotides. RefSeq names its product 3'(2'), 5'-bisphosphate nucleotidase 1 (gene Bpnt1). The transcript is spliced from 10 exons. Bases 124 to 1095 code for a protein of 323 amino acids. Lineage: Eukaryota; Metazoa; Chordata; Mammalia; Rodentia; Cricetidae. Gene Ontology annotation, biological process: phosphatidylinositol phosphate biosynthetic process. Gene Ontology annotation, molecular function: 3'(2'),5'-bisphosphate nucleotidase activity. The record is from RefSeq and is a predicted model, not a curated record.
GCAGCCGCGGAAGCCGUGUCUCCUUGUGCACAUUGGACCGGUGGACUUGGAGGAAGCAGGACCGGGCAGGGAGAGACUCAGCGGAACAGCAGUUUUGGGACGCGGGGCGGCUAAGUGCUCAUCAUGGCUUCCAGCCACACCGUGUUGAUGCGAUUGGUAGCCUCAGCGUAUUCUAUCGCUCAGAAGGCAGGAAGCAUAGUCAGGUGUGUCAUUGCUGAAGGAGACCUGGGCAUCGUGCAGAAGACCUCAGCCACAGACCUGCAGACCAAAGCAGACCGCUUGGUCCAGAUGAGCAUAUGCUCUUCCCUGGCACGGAAGUUCCCUAAGCUGACAAUUAUAGGGGAGGAGGAUCUGCCUCCCGGAGAAGUGGAUCAAGAGCUGAUUGAAGACGGGCAGUGGGAGGAAAUCCUGAAGCAGCCGUGUCCAUCGCAGUACAGUGCUAUCAAAGAGGAAGACCUUGUGGUUUGGGUUGAUCCCUUAGAUGGCACCAAGGAAUACACUGAAGGUCUUCUUGACAAUGUAACGGUUCUUAUUGGGAUUGCUUACGAAGGAAAGGCCAUUGCAGGCAUCAUCAACCAGCCAUAUUACAACUACCAGAGCAAUGAAAAGGAGAAGUUGAGGGAACAGCGGAAUGAAACGAAGGCAGGCCCUGAUGCUGUGCUGGGCAGGACCAUCUGGGGAGUCCUGGGUUUAGGUGCUUUUGGGUUUCAGCUGAAAGAAGUGCCCGCUGGGAAGCAUAUCAUCACGACCACCAGGUCCCAUAACAACAAGCUGGUCACAGACUGCAUUGCGGCCAUGAACCCUGACAACGUACUGCGCGUGGGGGGAGCCGGGAACAAGGUCAUCCAGCUGAUCGAAGGCAAAGCCUCUGCUUAUGUAUUCGCAAGUCCUGGCUGUAAGAAGUGGGAUACUUGUGCCCCGGAAGUUAUCCUUCAUGCUGUGGGAGGGAAGCUGACGGACAUCCAUGGGAACGCCCUCCAGUACAACAAGGAGGUGAAGCACAUGAACUCCGCAGGCGUCCUGGCCACACUGAGGAAUUACGAGUACUAUGCAAGCCGGGUGCCAGAGUCUGUCAAAAACGCACUCACUCCCUAAAGGGCUGUUUCAUGCACCCGCCCACCCCGAGGACUUGGUUCUCACAGCCUCUUAGAACUGAUUGAACAAUCAGAGUUCAGCUGCACUCAUCAGUGACCAGUGAUUUAGUGAUCAGUAGUUAGGGAUAGAAGACGGGAUUCAAGAAUUUCACCUAUGUAGUUUAAUACUCUCAUGCCUUAGGCAUAUGAUACAUUUUAUUUUUCAUUUCUCCUCCCUAAAAACACUUAGCCAGGUGUGGUGGCAAUGUGGUAGUUAUUGCUGUUCCAGUGGUUGAGCCCAGGGCCUCAAGACCAGACUCCACUACAGAGCAAGGCACUGCCUAACAACGGAGAAGAAGAAACAAAAGGAAUUUAGUUUUAUUAACUAGCUAACCAGACCAAUUGUUUUGACAUCUGGAUAAUUUUUAAUUUCAGUGUCUUAAGUGGUCUUGGUGUUUUUGUUUUUGUUUUUUUGUUUUUGUUAUUGUGUCCUUAUUUUUGUUUUUUUGUUGUUGUUUGCUUGGUUUUGUUUUUCUUUUUAUUUUUUGAGACAGGGUUUCUCUGUGUCCUGGCUGUCCUGGACCUCACUCUGUAGACCAGGCUGGCCUCAAACUCAGAGAUCCACUCCAGCUCUACUUCCCAAGUGCUGGAAUUAAAAGCAUACACCACCACUCCUGGCUCAAGUGUUACUGUUUUUAAUUAAGUGGAGAAAUGAAAAAGGAUUAGUUCCAAAUGACUGUCUAGGUCAUUUGUACAAUCAACAUUCCUGCUUAUAAGAGACGGUUUCUCUGUAUAGCCCUGGCUGUCCUGGAACUCUAUCUCUCUCUGUAGACCAGGCUGCCUACAUGGAGAUCCGCCUGCGUCUGCCUCUGAGUGCUGGGAUCAAAGGUGCGCACUAUCACCCCCUAGCCAGGGCCUAGAAUCUUAAAUUGUGCCAGAAUUUCAGUUUUGUUUUUCACAGUAAUUUUUAAAAUUUCUGACUCCAGCUGAGAAUGCAUAUAAUGAUGUUAUUUAUGUUGAUAAGAUUUAUGGGAAAAGUUUCUUUAAAAUAAAUUAUUUACUCCUAGA